UGUUUUGACCACAGUACUGCGAAAGCUUCGAUACCAAAUCAGUAUUAGUUGAAGAGCAGUCGAAAUGAAAGUUACUCUUUUUAUCGGCCUCCUGGCCAUAGUGGCAUUAGCCUCCAGUAAAUCAGUUCCUGAUUCAAGUUCAUCACCUGUGAAGGCACCCGGAAAUAGCCAGCCUGAAAUACCGGCAGUCCCAGUUAGCCCCAAGCAUAAAGCUGAUAGUGAUGAAAACAAAGUCGAUAAACCAUAUCCGAAACAUUCAGCUUCUAAGAAGGGUCACUCCGAUGUCAAAGCUGAAGUCUCUAAGCCGGAACCGCCGAAACCACAACCUGAAAAGCCAUCUCAACCAGAAUCUGACAAACCACCAAAGCCAGAAAAACCAUCUGAGGACUCAAAACCACAACCCCCACCUUCGGAGUCAGAAAAACCAUCUGAGGACUCAAAACCACAACCUCCAUCUUCGAAGCCAGAAAAACCAUCUGAGGACUCAAAACCAGAACCCCCAUCUUCGGAGCCAGAAAAACCAGUUGCACCGAAACCAAGCAAGCCGGAAGCCGAUAAGCCUUCUGCUUCUGCACCUGUGAAGCCUCAACUUUACGCUGUACAUAAAAAGUCCGACCAUUCAAAGUCAACCGACGAUUCCUCGAAAUCUGAUUAUCCAACAGGUAAAAUUCCAAUUCCAUUCCCUCCAGCGAAAGAUGGAAAGAAUUCUUUCCAAAACCAUGUAGUUAACGGUGAACAACAAUAUCAUCCAAAGGCAGUUGCCUCAGGCAAAUCAAAGGAUGAUGACACCAAGAAACAUAGUGAUGAGAAAAAGGAUGACAAACAUCCAAUUUUUCCAGGCAAGAACCUACCCCAAGGCAAUGGACCAGUACGUACUCCUCAAGAUCAAUCAGGAGAUAGGGGCCGUAAGCAACAUAACUGGGGACCAGGUCCAAUGACUGUUCAUCAAUGGAGAAACCAACACUGGCAGCAAGACAACCAGCAGGGCAACCAGCAAUGGCAGCACCAAAACCAGCAAUGGCAACACCAAAACCAACAAUGGCAACAGGGAAACCAGCAAUGGGAACACCAAAACCAGCAAUGGGAACACCAAAACCAGCAAUGGGAACACCAAAACCAGCAAUGGCAGAAUAAUAACCAGCAGCAAGACAAUCAGAGACAGCAUCAACACAGUGAUAACCGUAACCAGCAGGGUAACCAACAAUGGCAGCACCAAAACCAGCAAUGGCAACAGGGUAACCAGCAAUGGCAGCAUGAUGGCCAAGAGUGGGAGCAGGGUAAUCAGCAGUGGCAACAUGAUAGGCAGCAACACGGAAGCAAUCAAGAAAAUAACCAAAAUAACCAAGAGGGGCGGCAAGGUAACCAACAAUGGAAGCACCAAGACCAGCAAUGGCAGCACCAAAACCAGCAAUGGCAACACGAUAGGCAGCAACAAGGAAGCAAUCAAGAAAAUAACCAACAUAGCCAAGAAGGGCGACAAGGGAACCAGCAAUGGCAGCACCAAAACCAGCAAUGGCAACAUGAUAGGCAGCAACAAGGAAGCAAUCAAGAAAAUAACCAACAUAACCAAGAGGGGCGGCAAGGUAACCAGCAGUGGCAACACCAAAACCAGCAAUGGCAACAUGAUAGGCAGCAACACGGAAGCAAUCAAGAAAAUAACCAAGAGGGGCGGCAAGGUAACCAACAAUGGCAGCACCAAAACCAGCAGUGGCAAUACCAAAAUCAGCAAUGGCAGCAUGAUAACCAGGAGCGGCAGAAGCAUGCUCAGGAGAAGGACCAUGAUAAGCAGGCUACCAAAUCCAGCGAUCAUCAAGUUCAUAAGGUUAACCACGUCGUACCAGUAAUUCCCGUUAGUCAAUUCUGAAACUGAUUUGGAUAGUGAAAGAAUAAUUUCAAUGAAGCAUGAUAAAAGCUAAAAUAAAUAUUUCAUAUUCAUGAAAUUUUGGCAGA
This is a messenger RNA of Hermetia illucens (black soldier fly), 1950 nucleotides long. Its product is annotated as bifunctional endo-1,4-beta-xylanase XylA-like. Lineage: Eukaryota; Metazoa; Arthropoda; Insecta; Diptera; Stratiomyidae. The record is from RefSeq and is a predicted model, not a curated record. The coding region runs from base 65 to 1864 and encodes 599 amino acids. The transcript has 2 exons.